Messenger RNA from Cornus florida, 504 nucleotides. RefSeq lists its product as uncharacterized. The coding region runs from base 1 to 504 and encodes 167 amino acids. The record is from RefSeq and is a predicted model, not a curated record. NCBI's taxonomy places the organism in Eukaryota, Viridiplantae, Streptophyta, Magnoliopsida, Cornales, Cornaceae. The transcript has a single exon.
AUGCGAUUCACCAGGAAAAUAGUUCAGUUCAAAAAAGAUUUGACAGAGCUGACCUCUUAUGAAUUCAAAUGCUUGCUGGUCACCGACUGUUUGGUUCGAAGAAUCCUGGUUGACCUAGGGAGCAGCACAAACGUUAUGAUAAAGGUGGCUUUUGAACGGCUAGAGAUAGACUCAAAGAAGCUCAGGCCCAUAGGGAAUCCAUUGUUAGGGUUUGAUAGAAAACGAACGGAGCCUAUUGGAGUGGUCGAGUUGCCUGUGUUCGCUGAAAAAAGGGAGUUGAUAAAAAGCUUUGUUGUCGUGGACAUCCACCUAUCUUAUAACCUCUUAAUGGGAAGAGGGUGGAUCCACUGGGUCCAAAGAGUCCCCUUGACCUUGCAUCAAGUAAUAAGGUGCUUGAGUUUGGAUGGGAGUGAACUGAUUAAUAUUCAUGGCGAUCAAGUAGCAGCGAAGGAAUGUUAUUCUGUAACUCUCAAGGCCGACGAGAAGGGUAAGGCGCUCUUCUGA